AUGGAAUCAUCAAGACCUGUUAGAUCUUGUGCAAUAGCAGGCGGCAAAAGAAGAUUGCACACAACUUUUCCUGAUGGUCUAGAAAUAGUCGAAGAAUACGACAUUAAUUCUUAUGAGCUUUUAUCAAGAAGAGUUAAAAAAACAGUUGAAUUAGGUGAAGGCAAAUGGGAGCUCGAAGUAGGUGAGCCUCCAUCUAGCUUUAACCCAGAAAGUGACUUAAUGAUUGCUAGCUCCACAAAUGUAACUUCCAUUUAGCCAAUUUUCAUAAGAAAAGAUUUACCAACAGAAUUCCAAUGAAGAAUUAGAAAUUUGCCAUACCCAUUUGACGUAUAUUCAGUGACAGGUGAUUCAAGUACAAGUAAAAUCACAAUUCGAACCUCAAAUAAGAAAUAUUUCAAAAUAUUUGAAAUCACUGAUCUAUUUAGGAAAAGAUUAAGGCUGAUUCCAGAUCUUAUUAGAUAUACUCAUCAAUUUAAUACACUUAUUAUUACAGUAAUGGAUAAAUAGUACCCUAAGCCGAGAGAAAUACUUUUAGAGGAAGCAGAAAUGAGAAGACAGCUAGAAGAAGCUAGAAAAACAAGAGGAAACAAGCCGCCUCAAGAUGGAGAUGUGGAAUGUGUGCAGCAAUAA
This is a messenger RNA of Blepharisma stoltei, 630 nucleotides long. The record is from the annotation of a GenBank genome assembly. NCBI's taxonomy places the organism in Eukaryota, Ciliophora, Heterotrichea, Heterotrichida, Blepharismidae.